Echinostoma caproni is the source of this 477-nucleotide messenger RNA. The record is from the annotation of a GenBank genome assembly. Lineage: Eukaryota; Metazoa; Platyhelminthes; Trematoda; Plagiorchiida; Echinostomatidae.
AUGCGCAAAGUAUGUACUGUGGCUGAUCAUUUGAUACGUAAUAACAAUUAGGCCUUCAUUCGUAUCCGGAUUAUGGAUGACAACGAUUAUGAGAAACAUGAGUAUUUCUUCAUUCAACUGGGUGAACCGGUUCUGGUCGACAAAGACGCUCAACCGAAUCUGUUAGCUCGUCUGGUACGUCGCCGAUCCACCAUGGGCAGUUCCGCGCCCGCUGUAGAAAAAGUAGCGGUUCCGGACGACACCAACGGGAAGAAGACCGAACAGAAUAAGUCGGACGCAGUUGUGUCUCAGCUUCCGGAUGAAUUCAUCGAGACGGGCAAACCUCGAUUGGGUGAAUGGACUCGGAUCAAAGUGAACAUUGUCGAAAGUUACGAGUUCAAGGCCGCAUUGAUUUCGAUUUUCCUCGAUUGGUGGAUCCAACCUCCGUUACAUCAGUCUGAUCCACGAGUGGACUUGCGUUGUUCUGAUGGUGAAUAG